Messenger RNA from Pseudozyma hubeiensis SY62, 948 nucleotides. RefSeq lists its product as hypothetical. The transcript has 2 exons. Bases 1 to 948 code for a protein of 315 amino acids. The record is from RefSeq and is a predicted model, not a curated record. Gene Ontology annotation, cellular component: mitochondrion. Lineage: Eukaryota; Fungi; Basidiomycota; Ustilaginomycetes; Ustilaginales; Ustilaginaceae.
AUGAUUCCAGUGGAAACUUCGGUCAGAUACGGUCAGGGCUCUCUGGCCACGCAUGUUUCUGUGCAAGUCGAGAACCUGGCCGCAAUUCCUGCUUCGAUUGACGCAAGUCUGAGCUCAGAGGAAGCGGCCGGCCUGCCGCUCGUAUCAACAACAGCGCUGCACCUAGUACGUAAGGCUCGUGCCGGCAACAAGGUUCUUGUCCUCGGCGGCAGCACGAGCGUCGGACUUAUCUUGCUGCAAAUGCUCAAAGCCGAGGGUGCAGGACACAUAGUCGCGACUGCAAGCGGAGUCAAGAAGGACACAGUCAAGGCACGAGGAGCAGAUGAGAUCAUCGACUAUCGUGAAGAGGACGUUGUGCAGACACUCAGACGCAAUCACUCAAGAAAGCAGUUCGACGUAAUUCUCGAUACUGUCGGCGACUUUGCCGUCUUUGGCGCUUGUGCAGCCUAUCUGAAGGAGAGCGGCGAAUACGCUAAUGUUGGCGCUUCUGACAUGAAGCCAGACGGAUCUAUUUGGUCCAGCUUGUCCUUCUUGCGCAACCUUGGUUCCCUCUACCUACCUUGGUGGCUGGGUGGCGUGCCUCGUAAAUCGAGUUGGGGCGAAUUCGUUCGUGGUGCUAUGCCCGAAGUCACUGACAGGUAUCUGGUCACCAACAUAGUGACAUGUCCGAUUGACUCAACAUUUACCUUUGACGAUGCACCCAAAGCAUACGAGCGGCUCAUGACAGAUGACGACAAAGAUGACGACGACAGCUUUGACGACCGCUCCAUCAGCGAUGAUGGUGGAGGCCUCGCCGACGGCUCAUCGGAUGGUAGCUCCAGUGCUAGCUCUGGCGAUUCGGCCGACGGACUUGCCGAGGCGCUCUCGGGCGGUUCGUCGGACGACAAGUCGAGCGACAGCUCCACCAACAGCUCUAGCGAUGCCCAAGGACCCGUUUCGGGGCGUUAG